This is a messenger RNA of Lotus japonicus, 1865 nucleotides long. RefSeq lists its product as uncharacterized. Lineage: Eukaryota; Viridiplantae; Streptophyta; Magnoliopsida; Fabales; Fabaceae. The transcript has 10 exons. The record is from RefSeq and is a predicted model, not a curated record. Bases 333 to 1214 code for a protein of 293 amino acids.
AAACUCAUAUCCUCUUAAAACUUAAAAGUAGAAUGAUUUUCGUUAAAAAAAUCAAAAAAUCAAUCCAGUGAGUAUCGUCUGUGCAAUCACAAACCCACUUACACUUUUCAUCUUUAUUCUGUCAUCCUCUUAAUCUCGAUCAAAUCCAAUUCUCUUUCAGAUCAAUCUUUCCUGUUUUUUGCCGUAGAUAUCGGCUGCUGCUAGGGAAAUUUAUAAUUUCCUCAAUCUUUCCAAUUUUUACAACCCUAAUCCAUGGCUUAUAUGUACCUACACCAUACGGUUCUCAGGGUUGAAGGUAUUUGCAUCCAUCUAUUUCAAUUUGAGUUUCCACUAUGGCGGGUAAUGGGAAAACUAAUAAGAGUCGGAUCCCAAACAAACGCCAAAGGACAACUCCAACUCCAAGGCAGGAGACCAAGAGAAAACUGCAACCCGCACACGUGAAUGACGUGAUUGAUAUAUCUUCCAGUGCCCAGGAACGUUUUAACAAACCUGAAGAAAUGAAAGACAAUAGUGGCGUCCACCAUUUGGUGAAGGAAAUGUCAGCCGUGAAAUCUUCCGUGGAAUAUCUGAUGCGUGUUGUUAACAAAUUGGCCAUGACUGUUUUCCAAGAUAGCCCACUGACAUCUGGUUAUCGAGAUUCUACUAUCAUUACACCACUAGAAGAACGGAAUUCCUAUUCUUUGCCGCUUCACACAAAUAAUAGCAAAAAACAUGCUGGAGGUACAAUAAUAGGGAGGAAGUUAUUUGAUCCCGAAUCUGAUGAGAUCAUAGAUUUGUACUCUACCCAUGAGCCAGUGUAUGGAAUAAAUAUCGGUUUAAAGGGUGGAGUAAAAAUUCCGGAGUGGUUCCCUGUCAUAUAUAGGCCUCCGGAAAACAUUAUUCUGAAUCAGGUUGAGGCUGCAGUAGGAGCUUAUAUUUAUGCGGAUAGCAACUAUACUGGAUUAAAGGGGAGUGAAGUUCUUGUUCGAACAACAGAUAAAAAGUUCAGCGUAGAUAGAAAAGGGCUUAAAACACUACAACCUAUGGCUUGGGUAGACCAAGAUGUACUAAAUGUAGUAGUGUCAAUGCUUACUAAACAAGAUAGGUGCUUGGGUGACAAAGAAUUACCGUGGUACUUACCCACAAUAUUUUCGCAAAUUUUACUGAUGAAUAAUGGAGAUAAAGAAAAAGCUGAUCUAAUCCUGGUACAAGGAUUCCCACAUGGGAAGAAUUGACAAAGUGGAAAAGAUUUUUAUUCCAAUUAAUGAUGAAGCUAAGCACUGGUACCUAGCUAUGAUUGACAUACCCAAACGUACGGUCUAUAUUCUGGACUCUCUCCCAUGUCCAUCAAGAGACAUUGCUAGGAAGAGAAAUGUCCAGAAAUUGGUUAUAAUUCUGGAUGAAAUGUUAUUAAGAGAUGAAUUUCAAAGCGAAUGUAAGAAAGAGUUGGGACUUUGUGAGUUUAAUUACAUCCGGCCAGACAAUGUUGGAAAACAAGCAAAUGACUCGAAUGACUGCGGCGUUUGGGUUGCUACCUGGAUGUUGAAUAAUCAAUGGAUGAAAGAUUGCAGGAUUAAGGUGACUAAAGAGACCAGAUUUAGGAUUGCAGUGGAGUUAGUCCUCCUGGAUCACAACGAAAUAAUUGAACAACUUAUGUCUUCAGCUCAUACAUUCUGGGACAAAUAUCAGAAAGAGAAUAGCAAUAAUAGGGGAAAACGGAACUAUUGACAAUUUUGAAUUUCUUUGAACUAUGCACAAAUUUGAAUUUGUUUGAACUAUGGAGAGUUUUGAAUGAGUUGAAUUUUCCUUGCUUUAUUUUGGACACUUCCAGUACAUGUUUGUAUGGACUUCUGUUUUUGAAUGGAUUUUAAACUAGUUAGUUAUUA